AUGCCUAAUCAACUCGAAUCAUUUCAGAUCCUUCUCAAUGCCGAACAGUACUGGGCCUCGAUGUUCGACGCGCGGGUCGCAGUCCCUGCCCAAAUUUCUGCGCAAUCGAAUAUGGACGAACUAAACAAGUCCCGUCAACUUAUGGACGAAGAACUCGCCGCUAUGAAUCUCGUAAUGUGCCGAGCUCGUAUCCGUCGUAACGCACUUACGACAUCCUGCAGAGUGCCACCAGAGAUCCUAGCAUUGUGCUUUCUCCAUCUUGCGUCUCGAGAUAUCCCCUACAGGGCCCCCAAACAGAUAUCAGCGAUGUCUUCGGCCACCAAAGCAAACAUCGCAUGGAUCAAAGUGCUACAGGUAUGCACGCACUGGCGGCAAGUAGCUCUCAGUCAGCCCAGUCUAUGGACGAGGAUUGCUUUUUGCCUCGGCCCUCGAUGGGCGGACGAGAUGGCUUCAAACGCAAAGGCAGCCCCGCUGAUUAUCGAGGAGAUGACUGGCAAUUCUACGCCACAGACGGUUCAAUGCAUCGACAAGAUCAUCGGGGAUCAUAUCUCUCACAUCAAGCGGAUCGCGCUUGUGAACGGCACUACCUCAUUGACUGGCGUCGUCAACAGGGAGACCGCCGCACCCCUACUGGAGUCUCUUGACCUCAACGCGUUAUCUUACAAACGCGAGCAUCUGAAUGACAUGCGUCGUUGCGCACUCUCAAAUAUUUUUGGACGCCAAACCCCUCGUUUGCGUCGGAUAUGUCUGACGAAUAUUCAAAUACUUCCACCCACAUUCUGUGUCCUGAAAACCGUCACGGAGCUCUCCAUAUCGUUUCCCCGUCGCGGUUCGCUCUCCUCCGACACCUUACCUUCGACACAGAGUUUUCUCGACAUGCUCAAGGCAGCGCCUUCUCUGGAAUUCCUCAACCUCAUCCACGUUCUUCCACAUAUCCAUGAUGAAGACACAAUCCCAUCAAAAGUGCCUUCGGUGCACCUGUCUCAUCUCGUAGAGAUGUGCAUUCAAGGUCCUCCUCUGGAUUGUGUCGCCGUAUUACGACAAGUGACGAUCCCAAGGACAAGCCGGCUAGACGUGACGUGCACACGACACCUAUGGGUCAACUUCGAAGACAUCCUUUUCCCCAUCAUCACUGCUCAUACUCAAGGAGACGGCGCCCCUCCCAUCCGUACGCUCGCGAUUUCCAGAGACCGCAUGGGGCGAAAUUUUGAGCUAGAGAUCAUAGCCUGGGCCAUCGAACGCACUCAAGUUGAAGGCGUUCUUGAGAAGCCAGUGUUCCACCACUAUGACGCACCUACGCUGUCCUUGCGUCUGGAAGAUGUUGGCCGCUCAGAGCCUUCCCUUGCGUCGAUAUGUAACCUUUUCGAUCUCAGUGGGCUCUGUACACUGAGCGCCCAGGAAGAACGGUACCUCCGUGAUUAUGAUGAGCCAAAGUGGUCCGACAUCCUCUGGCCACUCAAGAAACUCAAGUAUGUUCUGGUAUCAGGUCUCUCCGCUGCCCCGUUCUGUCGCGCACUUGGCCAACCCGUCAGUAGUCGUGGACGUAUCACGGAAGAGCAAUAUGAACUAAUGAAGGGUACCGAAGACCAUAUCCCCGCAGAAGACGUCCUACUUCCCCAGCUUUUCUCCAUCGACUUCUAUGAUGUGGACUUUGGAACGGUCUAUGGGUACGACACGACCCUCAAACCACUUAUCACGGACCUCCCUAUAAUCUUCAAUUGGCGGAAGGCUGUCGUCGGACGGCCCGUCCAGCGCCUGGAGAUUGAGUCGUGUACGAUUAAAGCGGAAUGGGUGGACAAAUUGAGGGAGGUGGUGUCACAUGUCGAGUGGGACAGAGUUGAAGGCAGAGAGGACGAUGAUGAUGAAUAUGGAGACGAAGAGGAGGAAGAAGUGGACUCGGACGAGCUAAAUAUUUGA
This is a messenger RNA of Stereum hirsutum FP-91666 SS1, 1917 nucleotides long. RefSeq lists its product as uncharacterized. The transcript has a single exon. The coding region runs from base 1 to 1917 and encodes 638 amino acids. Lineage: Eukaryota; Fungi; Basidiomycota; Agaricomycetes; Russulales; Stereaceae. The record is from RefSeq and is a predicted model, not a curated record.